Messenger RNA from Daucus carota subsp. sativus, 2142 nucleotides. RefSeq names its product MLO-like protein 9. Gene Ontology annotation, cellular component: membrane. NCBI's taxonomy places the organism in Eukaryota, Viridiplantae, Streptophyta, Magnoliopsida, Apiales, Apiaceae. Gene Ontology annotation, biological process: defense response. The transcript is spliced from 16 exons. The record is from RefSeq and is a predicted model, not a curated record. Bases 425 to 1945 code for a protein of 506 amino acids.
CACCCGGUGACCCGGGUUCGAUCCCCGGCAGCGGCGUAUUUUUUUAUUGUUUUGUUUUUUAAUUUUGUUAUUAUUUUGUUUAUGAGAUGUCCAAGUUUAAAUUGUUUGGGUGACAAUAAAUGUACCUAGUUUGAUAAUUCGGUGGUCACUGUUUGAUCAAACUCCUAAUAAUACUCUGAGGAUAAACUUGAUUGAAAAAAAUGAUUCACUUCUCUUACAAUACGACUACCGGGUCCAGGACCAACAAUUUUCAACCAGAAUACAGAACAAUACCAUACUUGAAAUUUCUAAGCCACACUGGAGAUUUUUGGAUUACAAUUACUCGUAUUUUACGCAUAAAUAUCAUUAGAAUUUGCAUGCAUGCUUGUUUGGAGCCCCAUGAUAGAUGUACAUUUUGCAUAAGGAGGAUCGAGCUUAACAAGAAAUGUCAGGGGGAGAUGCGCCUGGUGCGAGGCAGCUUGAUCAAACGCCCACCUGGGCAGUUGGUCUUGUUUGUGCAGUUAUUGUUAUCAUCUCUAUUUUACUGGAGAAAAUUUUGCAUGCUAUUGAACAUUCGUUUAGAAGCAGAAACAAAAGACCGCUAGUUGAAGCUCUUAUGAAGAUUAAAGGAGAGCUUAUGGUUCUGGGGUUUAUAUCACUACUUCUGACGUUCGGGCAGAGCUACAUUGCCCGAAUCUGUAUUUCUGAACAUAUUGCAAACACAAUGUUACCAUGCAAAAAACCAGAAGUCCAUGACAACAAAAAUGCCAGCAAUCGCAGGCUUCUGUGGAAUGAGCAUAGGAUGUUGUCAGGAGGAGGAGGAGGCAAACAUAAGUGCCAUGAGGGUCAACUACCGCUUAUAUCUGUUGAUGGAGUUCAUCAGUUACAUAUCUUCAUCUUCUUUUUGGCAGUGUUUCAUGUUGUUUACAGUGCCUUGACAAUGUUCCUUGGAAGGUCAAAGCUGCGUAGCUGGAGGAGCUGGGAGGAAGAAGCUGCUGCACAGGAUGAACACAAAGGUGUUAAUGAUGCAGACAAAUUCAGGCUUGCACAUGAGACGUCUUUCGUGAGAGACCACACUAGUUUCUGGACAAAAACACCUAUCUUCUUUUACGUUGGUUGUUUUUUCCGGCAAUUCUUUAGGUCUGUUCGCAAAGCUGACUACUUCGCUAUGCGCCAGGGCUUCAUCAAUGUUCAUUUAUCACCUGGAAGUAAGUUUGACUUCCGGAAGUAUAUCAAAAGGUCUUUAGAAGAUGAUUUCAAGGUUAUAGUAGGAAUAAGUCCCCUGCUGUGGGCUUCAGCGGUCGUUUACUUGACUCUUAAUGUUGAAGGAUGGCAGUCUAUGUUUUGGCUCUCUGUCAUGCCGCUAUUUGCAAUUCUGAUCAUCGGAACAAAGCUUCAAGCAAUUAUAUCACAGAUGGCCAUUGAAAUCACAGAAAGACAUGCUAUAGUACAAGGCAUACCUCUUGUUCAAGUGUCUGAUCGAUAUUUUUGGUUCAGUUGGCCUAAGCUACUUCUCUAUCUGAUUCAUCUCACACUCUUUCAGAAUGCAAUCGAGAUAACAUACUUCUUGUGGAUAUCGUACGAGUUCGGGUUGAACUCUUGCUUUCACAGUGACAAAUAUCUUCAGUAUCUAAGAGUUUGCAUCGGGGUUGAGGUUCUGUUUCUAUGCAGCUAUAUCACCCUCCCACUGUAUGCUCUGGUUACACAGAUGGGAUCAACCAUGAAGAAGUCUAUUUUCGACGAACAAACUAACAAAGCACUAAUGUCAUGGCAUAAACAUGCUCAAAAGAAAAAGGCUGAAGGUAAGCCUUCACCUGCACCGCCUGCUCGGAAACUAGUCACCCCGCCUGAUUCACCUCAUGAUUCUCCACAGCACCCAAAUUCCCAUAGGGUAGGUCACGCUUCAAGUGUCGACAUUCCUGAACAACGUUCCCCUUUUAAUAAGCAAUCAGGUGGCGGACUUUAAGGACACUAUGGCAGGACAGAGUUGUCUUUACUACCAGCCUUCUCAUUUACUCAACUUCAGGAUCUUACACUAACGACUACUGUGGAGUUUCAUAGUGGUGCCGUGGUGUAACUAACUUAGACAAAAUUUCGUAGAAUAUCUUAAUGUGGGUGUUUGGCGAUGCAAGAGUACAGUUUCUUUUUUCUUGUUUACUAAAA